AUGGCGACGACGGCACAUAACAAUGCUGAAGAUGAGAUUUCUCAGCUAAACUACAUCCAGGAUUCAGAGCUCUUUUUACAACAGAAGCCGUAUGAGAUCCUAUCCGAAGCCCCCCCGGGUACCCAGAAGUGCAAUUUCCAGCUUGGACAGGGCCCCCCUGAAAUUAUUCAGGACAUUCGGGGGUUGGAGUCGCAAUUCGAUCUUGAUAAUCAUGGAUUCCAGGUAGUGCGACACAUGCUAAAAACAAAGGUCUUCGAUGAAGACACCAUCAAGAGCGAGUAUAUCCCUGAAAUUGAUAUGCUUCUCAAAAGCAUCGAACCAGAUAUCAGUGUGCACGUCUUCGAUUGGAGGCUUCGCUCGAGCAGUGUCCCAGAUCCCAAACUUCGCUCGAUAGUAGACUUGAACGAUCCUAUGUUGGUUUUGAAACCGGUGCAGGCCGUGCAUGUAGACCAGAGUCCAUACGCAGCAAUGAAGCACGCAAGAUCCAUUCUCGGCGAUGACCCGGAUGCAAUUAUGAAUAAGCGAAUCCGCAUCAUAAAGUUAGCUUUGUUCCCCUCAGUGGUCUUCAACGAGUAA
This is a messenger RNA of Clonostachys byssicola, 576 nucleotides long. NCBI's taxonomy places the organism in Eukaryota, Fungi, Ascomycota, Sordariomycetes, Hypocreales, Bionectriaceae. The record is from the annotation of a GenBank genome assembly.